AUGGAUAUUAUUAUGACACACGAUAAAGCCGUUUGUACCGAAGUGCCAAUAAAAACCAGAAAACCCAAUUACGAAAAUGAUUUGAUGGAACGUUUGAAAAAAUCUGCAUCCACAUCAAUGGAGAAGAAAAAAUCCGAAAGUAAAAAAUUAAAAAAGAAACUAAUACAAAUAGAAGAACAAAAUGAGUCUUUAUCGAAAAUGAUCUAUGAAAAGAAUACGGAAAUUGUUGAAUUACGAAAAUCGGUAAACUCUUUGAAUGAAGUUCUCAAUUCUGUGCCACUCGAUGAGUUGCGUUGUAAUUCAUCUAUUGCCAGUAGUAAAUUGUUGGAAUUAAAUAAGAAAAAUCGCCAAUUGAGAGCAGAAUUGGAAACGACAAAAAAUCAUUUAAAUCGGAAGGAUGUGCAAAUACAAAGACUUGAAAAGAAUUUGAAAUUAGCCGAAGAAAAACAUCAGCAUGAUAAAGAAUGUUCAAAAAAGGGGUCCACACCUCUGGACGAACUCCAAGCUAAACUCAGUUCCAUGCAGCAGAAACUCUUUGAAACUCGCAACAAAAAUGUUGAACUUAGUAAUCAACUUAAAUUGGCGCAGAAAUGCUUACAACAGGAAAUUGGCGAACAUUACAAUUUAAACACUUUGGCGGCACAUGCCACAAAUUCCAAUUGGCGUGGCAGGGCACAACAAAUUUUACAUUUGCAACAAAAAGUGCAAGAGCUUAAGCAACGUCUUGAACAGCAGGAAGAAGAAAACUAUGAUUGCCACCCACCCGGUGAUGUUUCGGAACAAUUUUUAACCUCAAUUAGCGGCAGUAUUCUCUCUAUGGAUCGUCCUAAUGUUCGUAAAACUGAGUUGCAACAUCGUGCUAAAGUGGAAAAUCUAGAAAAAGAAAUCGCCGCACUAAAAUCACAACUCGAUGAGGCGCAAAAUAAAAUUCUAGCCCUUAAAGUGCGCAAUAAAACACUUAACGAUGAAAUUUCGAAGCAUAAAAUGAAAACAAAUAAUUUGGAGGAGCAGAGCGAUUUCAAUAGCAUAAAUCUGGCUACAAUGAAUGAUAAAUUGAAUCAACAAAAAUUACAAUAUGAAAAGAAAAUUGCCGAUAUGGCGGACAAUUCGAAAAAGUUGGCAAACGAAAAUGAUGACUUGAAAUUGAAUAACGAUCACUUGCAAACAAAAAUGGAAGAAUUAGAACAACUCAUUGUGAAUAAAGAGGAUCAGAUAAUGCAGCUGCAAGAAGUCAUUAAGAAAUUGGAAGCUGAUUUAAAGGCUAUUUGUGGAGGAUUUUUAUUUUCUUGUCGGGAAUUGAGGAAGGAAGAAUUCAUAACGAUUUUGGAUACAUUGGAAGCCGAAAAGAAUUCCCUAAUGGAACACAAUAAACGACUCAAUGAACGCGUCGAAGGGGAACGUUUAAAAAAUGAACAUCUACACGAUCAGAAUGCAAAACAAAAGAUACGCAUCUCACGUCUAGAAUCGAAAAUUCGUGAAAUGGAACGUGAAAUCGAUACGAAUAAUGAGAAAAAGAAACGUUCACAGCGUAUUGCCGAAUAUGCAUCUAGUUUAUCGGCCAUGGGUAGUAACACAUCAUUGAUGUCAUUUACAUUUGAAAAUAGUUCAAUACUGAAUGCACCAAAUUGUAAUAAUUCUGAUAAUGGUGGUGGUGAUAUGGGCGAAGUGGCAAAUGUAACCGAGUUAAGAAACCGUUUGGAAUUGGCCAGUGAAAAAAUCACAAUAUUGCGUGAAAAACUUGACCACAUAUCUGCUGAGAAGGAUAACGAUCUCAAGACCUUUGAGCAUAUUAUAAACAAUACCAAAAAUAUUAUAAUUGAAACGUUGUUGGCACAGCGAGCAAGUCUAUCAAGUUUGGAUAUUAAGUGA
Molecule: messenger RNA, 1869 nt
Organism: Musca vetustissima
Lineage: Eukaryota; Metazoa; Arthropoda; Insecta; Diptera; Muscidae
Product: putative leucine-rich repeat-containing protein DDB_G0290503
Exons: 4
Coding region: 1-1869 (622 amino acids)
Biological process (GO): non-motile cilium assembly; cytoplasmic microtubule organization
Cellular component (GO): centriolar satellite
Source: RefSeq, a predicted model, not a curated record